Linum tenue is the source of this 1925-nucleotide messenger RNA. The record is from the annotation of a GenBank genome assembly. NCBI's taxonomy places the organism in Eukaryota, Viridiplantae, Streptophyta, Magnoliopsida, Malpighiales, Linaceae.
CAUUAGGAACUAAUUAACUUUCCUCACUUAACUAUCAUUUCAAUAAUUCCAUUACCAUAAUUUAUAGCUUCUCUCUUAUAUAAACACACAAACCACACAUAUUUGAUAUUCCAUUCCAUUUCUCAAUUCAUUGGGGGACGAUUACAAUUUGCAGCUCUCAUCACAACAUGAAUCUCCAUCAUCAUCGUCAGCGAUUUCCCCGGAUUCUAUUCCUAUCCAUAACAUUAACAACCCUCUGCUCGCUCCAAUUCCCGAUCCCCACGGCGGCCGGAAAAGACAGAGUACCGACGCCGCCGCUGCCGGUUCUCCCGCUCCCCUCCUUCUCGCAGCUGAAAUGGCAGCAGAGGGAGCUGAUAAUGUUCCUCCACUUCGGCGUCAACACCUUCACCGACUCCGAGUGGGGCACCGGCCACGAAUCCCCUUCCAUCUUCGACCCCGCCGGGCUCAACGCCGCGCAGUGGGUCAGCACCGCCGCCGCCGCCGGCGUCUCCCUCGUGAUUCUGACGGCGAAGCACCACGACGGGUUCUGCCUCUGGCCGUCGAAGUACACCGACCACUCCGUCGCGUCGAGCCCCUGGAAGGGAGGGCGCGGGGAUGUGAUUCGCGAGCUCGCCGGCGCCGCCGAGGCCCACGGCGGCGUCGACGUCGGGCUUUACCUCUCGCCGUGGGACCGCCACGAUCGGCGGUACGGCAAGAAUUUGGAGUACAAUGAGUAUUACAUGGCGCAAUUGCAGGAGCUUCUUACCAAGUACGGCGACGUGAGGGAGAUAUGGUUCGACGGAGCAAAAGGCUCGAACGCGCCGAACAUGUCGUACGACUUCGCCGACUGGUUCGCGAUGGUGAAGGAGCUGCAGAGCUCCAUCAAUUUGUUCUCCGACGCCGGCCCCGACGUCAGGUGGGUCGGAAACGAGAAAGGGUUCGCCGGAACCACCAGCUGGUCCACCAUCAAUCGGACGGCGCUGUCCAUCGGAAACGAUAGCAUUGUUGACUACCUAAACACAGGAGACCCAAGAGGAACGGACUGGCUGCCGGCAGAAUGCGACGUCUCCAUUCGAACGGGCUGGUUCUGGCACAAGUCACAAUCCCCCAAGAAGCUCAGCGACCUGCUCGAAAUCUACUACAACUCCGUCGGCCGGAACUGCCUCCUGCUCCUCAACGUGCCCCCGAACACCACGGGGCUCAUCUCCGACUCCGACGUCAGAAGACUACGAGAGCUCAGAACCGCAAUCGACACCAUCUUCACCACCAACUUGGCUGCAGAGUGCCCUGCGAAAGCUAGCAGCAUAAGGGGAGGGAAAGGGGGCGGGUUUGGGCCGGAAAAUGUGUUGGACAAGGACCAUUUGUGGACGUAUUGGGCCCCCAGUGAUAGGGAAUUGGGUCAUGGGCAUUACUGGAUCGAGAUCACCUGUGGUGGGCCGGUGAAGUUUAACGUGGUUCGGGUCCAGGAGGCGAUCGGUUUGGGGCAGAGGAUAAAACGACAUGAGAUUUAUGUGGACGGAGACAAGAUUGCGAAUGGAACGACGGUCGGGUACAAGAGGCUUCACAGGCUGGAGAAGGGCGUGGUUGGCGGGCGGCGCGUGAGGGUUAAGGUGUUGGAAUCUAGGGGCGUGCCUUUGGUGUCUUCUUUUGGCCUCCACUAUGACCCUUAUUGGCAUUCCAAGUGGCAAUGACUUUGGUUACAUGUGGAGAAUAAAGAGGAAGAACAAGUUAAGGGUUUCUUUUUUGUGUUUCUCUUCCCCCUUUGUGUUGUUUUAGGUUGGAAUUUGUUGAAGGGUUUAUUUUUAUGGAUAUGAUUGGAUAUGUUUAAGAGGUCACUUGCAAGGUGUAAAUAGGUUUGAUUAAUGAUGGCCUAAUGUGGUUCUGAAUUGUGGAAUUGGUGGAUGAUUAUAAUUAAAUACAUCGGAUGAAUAAUAUUAAUUAUUACA